This is a messenger RNA of Aegilops tauschii subsp. strangulata, 966 nucleotides long. The record is from RefSeq and is a predicted model, not a curated record. NCBI's taxonomy places the organism in Eukaryota, Viridiplantae, Streptophyta, Magnoliopsida, Poales, Poaceae.
AUGCGUCGCCCACGCCUAGCCUUGUCCGAACGUCCGCCCGCGCUGGCUCCGCCGCUGGCUCCUUGCGCGUCGUUGGCCUGCUCCGCCUCCCCACGCUCCCGCGUGGGCCGGCUCGCCGCCCCGUCCCGGCCUGCUCCGGGACCGCGCCGGCUUCGCCUCCACGCACGCACGCCGGCUUCCCAGCUUCUCCAGCACCCGGCCUCCGCCCAGCCGGCUUCCCCGCUCCUCGCCGGCUCCCCCGGGCCGGCUCGCUGCGUCCGGCUGCACUCUGCCCCGGUCAGCUCCGCCUUCCCCUGCCGGCUCGCCGCCCCAUGCCGGGCCGGCCGAAUCCUCCACCUCUGCCCGAGGCCGAAUCUUCCGCCUCCGCACCGCCUACAGGCCCGCAGCAUCGGCAGCGGCUCCGCGCCACCCGGCCUCGCCGCGCCCGCCUGCUCCCGCGGCCGGUCUGCCACCAGCCGGCCUCGCGAGCGCCCGCUGGCUCGCACUACAGCCGGAUGCCCGCCUGCCGCACAAGCGAACCCCCACGCCUCGCUCCCGUUUGCGGAGUGCGCUGUGCCCAGCUGGCCGCGCGCCGGUCUCGCCUCGCUCCGGCCUCCGGCUCCGGUUGCUCCCAGCGGGAGCCCCGGCCGUCCGCACGGGCCCGCGCAGGCCCACUCCCCCGACCACCUGCCGCGCCCGCCUGCGCCGACUCCCGCGACCCGGCCCCGCAUCCUCCCGCGCGCCGGCUCCCUCGCCGUUGUGCCCGGCCGCCUCCUGCGGCACCCAGCCGCCAGGUCGCCAGCACCCUCGCCCGCCGGCUCCUGCUCCAGACGCCGCCCGCCGGCUGCCGCCUCGCAGCUGGUCGGCUGCUCAGCCAGCCCCCGAGUCCGGCUGCCUGUGAAGAAAGAAGAGAGCCGGGUGGAAAGAAAAGAAGUAGAGAAAAGAGUCCGGCUGCUAAAAAACGAUGGGGUCCGGCUGCUCGCGUGA